This is a messenger RNA of Lates calcarifer (barramundi perch), 3321 nucleotides long. It is a transcript of the gene nadka, whose product is annotated as NAD kinase a. Gene Ontology annotation, biological process: NADP+ biosynthetic process; NAD+ metabolic process. The transcript has 12 exons. Lineage: Eukaryota; Metazoa; Chordata; Actinopteri; Centropomidae. The record is from RefSeq and is a predicted model, not a curated record. Bases 182 to 1474 code for a protein of 430 amino acids. Gene Ontology annotation, molecular function: NAD+ kinase activity.
UGAUUGGUCAGUCGGUGUCAGGAAGUGAUGAGCUGACUGUUGACAGCUCUUUUGUAAAUAAGAUGGUCUAAUGUUAUUAACUGAUGAAUUGAUGGCGAGGAACUGAUCCCACGGCAGUUUGCUGCGCUCCAGAUUCGCGUUGUCAACUGUAACGAUUUGGGAAUCAGCUUGGCUGUCUGAGAUGGACGGUGGAGAGGUGGUGCGAGUGGAAGCUGCUCCAUACUGCUGCUCCACUUGUGAUGGAGGGGAGGUCUCCGGCCGCAGCCUGGCUCGACGCAACAGGAAGACCCGUAGCCUGAGCACCUCCUCAGUCAGCAGCUCUGAGUACAGGAGGACUCAGUCACUUCAUGGACCAAGCCCUGUGACCACGUUCGGCCCAAAGGCAUGCAUGCUCCAGAAUCCACACGCAGUAAUGCACAUUCAGGACCCCGCCAGCCAGAGACUGACGUGGAACAAGCCGCCAAAAAGUGUCCUUGUCAUCAAGAAGAUUCGAGAUGCCAGUCUGCUUCAGCCUUUCAAAGAGCUUUGCGUAUUCCUCACCGAGGUGAAAAACAUGAUUGUUUAUGUGGAAAAGAAAGUUCUGGAGGACCCAGCCAUUUCAGGAGAUGAAAACUUUGGGGCCAUUACCAAGAAAUUCUGUACUUUCAGAGAAGAUCUUGAUGACAUCUCAAACCGUGUGGACUUCAUCAUCUGUCUUGGUGGAGAUGGGACUUUGCUGUAUGCAUCUUCGCUCUUCCAGGAGAGUGUUCCACCAGUUAUGGCCUUCCACCUGGGCUCCCUGGGCUUCCUGACACCUUUUAAAUUUGACACCUAUCAGUCUCAGGUCACCCAAAUUAUUGAAGGUAAUGCUGCCAUCGUUCUGCGAAGUCGCUUGAAAGUCCGAGUUCUUAAAGAGAACUGGGAAAAGAAGGCCAGAGUGGACGAGAAGGGGAUCAUCCUGACCAACGGGGACGUCGAAAGUAGCAGCAAAGCCAUGCAGUAUCAGGUUCUGAACGAGGUGGUGGUGGACAGAGGACCCUCCUCCUAUCUCUCCAAUGUGGACCUGUUCCUGGAUGGACACCUCAUCACCACAGUGCAGGGAGACGGUGUGAUUGUAUCUACACCUACAGGAAGUACAGCGUACGCUGUGGCUGCAGGAGCUUCCAUGAUCCAUCCCAACGUCCCCGCCAUCAUGAUCACCCCCAUCUGCCCUCACUCGCUCUCCUUCAGACCCAUCGUGGUGCCUGCCGGGGUGGAGCUCAAGAUAAUGCUGUCACGUGACGCCAGAAACACGGCCUGGGUGUCAUUUGAUGGAAGAAAGAGACAAGAGAUCUGCCAUGGAGACAGUAUUACCAUCACCACUUCCUGCUUCCCUGUUCCCUCCAUCUGUUUCCGUGACCCGGUCAACGACUGGUUCGAGAGCCUGGCCCAGUGUUUGCACUGGAACGUCAGGAAGAAGCAGAACUACCUCAGCUCAGAGGACGAGGAGUUCUGAGGCCGAUUCCAUGAUCUUCAGGAUCUUCUCCGAGGUCUCCACGACUCCAAAGUCUUGGUUUUAGCUCGCCCGUGCUCCGUGCCGCUUGGUCUUUUAUGAAAAGAGGGUCUCACCAAACUCCACUCAAAAAAAUCUCAAAAUAAUAUUUCUCUUUGUGUGUAUUAGAAUGACUGUGGUGAAAGAACUGGGCCAAACAGCUCUUUACUGUGGUCCUCCAUAUUGGAUUUGGCAAAAAUAAAUAUGUGAGAAAAAAUAGGAGAACUAUGAAACCUCAAAGUCAACAAUUCAAUUCAAUUCAAUUCAUUUAAUAAGACAUUUAAAAAAGAUCAUAUGAAUGAAUUAAAUAGAAUAUAAAUAACUUAAAUCAUUUUUAAAAUGACAGAAUUACUGUAAAAUGUUCUUUCAGUUCUUUUUCAUUUUUAUUUCAAUUGGCUGAAACUCAACAGUCUUGAAAAGUGACAUUUGGAAAUAAAAGCUGUAAUGAAGCGCAAAUGAUAUUAAAUAACUGUUACUAUGAAACAAAAAGAUGAAAAGACAAAAAAACAAAAUAUUUGUCUUACUAACUUAACAGUUUAUUGAACACUUUGUGUCUCCAUAGAGAGACACUCACUCAUUCUCCUCAGAGAACCUCGAUGACGACAUGAGAAAAAUGCAGCGUUAAUAAGGAGCCUCAUUAUACAUCAUGUUAAAAUGGUGGAUUUUUGAAUGGAGUUUGGCAUCACUACUGGUCCAGGAUUGUCCCAGUGUGUUUUCAGUCUGGUCUUUUGUCCAAUGCAAUUUGUUGGACCAGUAAUCAGAGGGUAAUGCAAAGUAUGGGACAACCUGAGACUAAAUGCACAAGUUCAGCUGUGGACAGCAGUUUACUACAAUACUCUUGACCGGUGGUAUCGAGUCUGUUCUAGCACUUUUUCUUUGAGACAACAGGCAGGGACGUGUCUGCUACUUUAUAAUAAGCUCCCUGUCCCAGUAGAGGUGAAGGUCAGGUUGCACUUUUAUGGAAGAAAAAAAAAAACCUGUUGACUCAAACUUUCCCAAAUUCAGUUUUAUCAAAUCAGGAGAAACUGAUGUUCCACCGUCAUUGAAUGACACGUUUUUAACAGGACAUCUACUUGGCAAUAGCGGCCCGACUGUACAGACUGUGCCUUAAACACUGGUUUCACUCAUGUAUAGAAAUAUUAUUUUUUAAGGUUUACAUCAUGGUAAUGUUUUUAAUCACACACCUGCACAGAUUUGUGGUUUCGUGCAUUUUUCACUAUAACUAGAUGUCGACCUGUCUCUGCUGUUUGCAGCACGUGACACUUGAUUAACUAAUUGAAUUAUCUAUGUUCCACAGUAUCUCUGUUCUGCAGUCAUGUAGUGAAUGUGUUGAGUGAUAUUCAUUCCAGGCAGAGAGAGGAGCGUCUGUCCUUUAAGCCAUAGCUGAACUCUGUAGUUUUUAUAAACCGACAUCUGUGGGCUCUGGGUGCUUUAAUGGUUUGUGUGUGUGUGUGUGUGUGGUGUUGAGGGAUUAAAUUAUUACAGACUUUGCUACCAGUCUGCCACUGCACAGCCUUUGCUGAAUAUUUCGAGGUGGCCUACCUUACAUCUGCUCAGAUAUAAUGUCUAGAUGUUAAUAUAUAUUCUGUGUGAAUUGGCUCAAACUAAAAAAUGAAAUGUGGUGUCGACUUGUCGUAACUCAAGAGGACCAACUGAGCUCUGAAAGGCAAUCAUUCCUUUAACUCUGCGUGUGUAUAUACAUGUGAUGUUUGAAGAAGAUGUAUUUUGUAACGUCUAUAUGUUUAUUAACCAGUUUACAAUGUAUCAUUUCUGAAAAUAAAUCUAUUUGGUACUUUUUUUUACAUUAAUAA